UCUAAAACUGUCAUCAACCAAAAUGUAUUUGCUAAUCCUGAAUCAGUCUACGAACUAACAACUGAUUUGGCUUUUGUUGAACAUUCACCAAUAAAUGCCAGUGGUAAUUAUUGGGGACUCCUCGAUUUGCACGCAAUACGUUUGCGGAUUUGUGACUUUUUCUGUAAUAUGGACAAAGCAGAAUUCUGGCUUGAACCCAUCUUUCUGACCAGCAAUCUGUCUGUAACAGCUGGUACCCAAAGUGGCAGAGACUUCACCUCUGAAGAUUUGGCCGACGUUGGUGGUGUAUUGGAUUCAGAUGUGGUGAUGGAUGCUGACAAACUAUUUGUUAUUACGAGGACGAUCCUGGUGCCAGCAGGCAUCACGCUGACCAUCAACGCCAACACAACAUUACAGUUCCAGAAAAACAGAGGAAUCUUUGUUAAAGGUACCCUAAACUUUGAAGGUGGAAUGGAAAGAGAUGUAGAAUUAUCAAAUUAUGAAAGUGGGAAGUGGAAAGGUGUUCUUUACAACUAUACUAGCAGUACGAAUCCAGGUGAAGACAUGACCAUCAAACAUGUUCAGAUAAUGGGCGCCAGUACUUGUCUGCGUCUCUUUGUCAACCAGACAGGCUCCACAUCAAUCAGAUCAGUUGGACUGUACUGUGACAACGCUCUGUACAUUAACCUGUUGAACCAACACACGCUGCAAGUAGCCAACUCAACGACGAACAAUCGCGUCACUGUUGAUGUUAAAACCUCGAAGAAAAUGGUGCUACUGCUUACUAACGUCACGAGUAAAACAACAUCAGGCAACUCACUAUAUGUGAACGUUGCUUCUGGCAAUAUCGGUGAUAUUAACGUGACCAUGUUGUCUUCAAACUAUUCCAACAGCAAUGGCUGGGUGUGGAAUUUUGAUUCGUAUUACAGCUAUGUUAGUCUAACUAUAGAUCAUAGCUCAAUAACUUCAAAUUCUGGAAUUUAUCUAAAUGCACUCUCACCCAAAGUCGACAUCCAAGUAUCAAAUGUAACUACUAACUAUCAAGCAUUUAACAUUUACUUUAGAAGCAGUACCAACUCAAAAAAUCAAAACCUUGAAACAAUUGUGAUAAAUAAAUGCAACAUUGAAGUCAAAGAGUAUCAAAAUGUUUUGGUGUUAGCAACUCAAAAUUCAGGACAGAAGCACAGCCUUGUCGUGAACAACAAUUACAUAUAUGGAAAUGGGUACAAUCCGAUGUUCGACAUCCAGACAUACAGUGCACUUUGGAAUAUUACCUUCAAAGGAAACACUUUCACUCAGCCCAAAACUGGUUGGUGUUUGAAUUUCAGAGGAAAAUGUGAAGUCUUCAAUGUAUCGCAGAACACCUUCAAUAACACCAAUAAGGCAGUGUCAGUGCAAGUUCAAAACAGUCCCAAUGCCAAAAUAUUGGUUCAAAAUAACACUAUUGCUGGAAGAAUGGAGUUUUCAUCGACAGUAGAUCUUGUAACACAGAUGUUGUUUGAACGCAAUAUUCUUCAUAAUGGUAAUAUUAUUCUUAACACACCAGACAUUCUGUUAAGAGAAAACAUAUUUGAAAAUAUUACCACUACCUAUGUAAUCAGUUUUGAGAAGUCUGGAUACGGCACUCAGUUGAUAAAUGCCAGCUACAAUUUCUGGGAUACAACCGAUGUUAAAGCUAUUCGACGAAUGAUCUAUGAUUCUUCAUAUUCUCCUGAUCUGCCAACCAUAUCGAUCAUUCCAUUUUACGAGUUCAGAAAUCUGUCCAGCCCUAUAUACCCUAUUUCGACAUUCCUGUCACCAGACGGAACGAUUGGAGGAUCUGUGGGUGGCCACGUGGUUUUGACAGCAAAGAACAGUCCGUACAGAGUUGUGUCUAACAUCGUGGUGCCCAAACAAGAGAGUCUUACUAUAGAAGCUGGUGUUAAAUUACUUUUUCAAAAGGGUUUGAAAAUGACAGUUCAAGGUAAACUAAACGUCAGUGGAACAUAUUCUUCUCCUGUUCAAGUAAUUCCAGAAAUACCUACAGAAAAAUGGAAAGGCAUAUUUCUGAAUGGUCACAUAUAUUUACCGUCAUCAAGUGAUUCAUCUAGGAUCCGGUUAAUCAAUUCACAAACACAGAAUGAGACACAAACCGAAAUUCCAUCCAGGGAAGGACGUGUUGAGAUUCUGGUGGAUGGCGUCUGGGGAACCGUGUGUGAUGACGGCUUUGAUAACGACGAUGCGAUGGUCGUGUGUCGAAUGUUGGGAUUUAAUCCUCGAGGCAACAUCGAGAUACAACCCUCGGCGGGGUACGGUCAAGGCACAGGCCCUAUUCACUAUGGAAACGUGGAGUGCACUGGAGGAGAAUCUAGUAUUUAUGACUGUGUACAUCCGAGCUUCAGUUGCAGUCACGGAGAAGACGUGGGUAUCAGAUGCCCAAGAAACCGUUUACCCAGUCCCGCAGAUAUUUUGAAUGACGUACAAAUCAGCAAUCUUUUAAUUAAUGACACAACUGAUGGCAUCACCAUUGACGGCAACGUGACAAGAUUUGUUAAUGUCACGUCUUCGCAUUCCUCAAAACAUGGCAUGGUUAUACAUGGCAACCAAAAUGACACACCAAUUUAUAACUUUAUUGGUGUGCGUGUUGUGGAUAAUGGUAAAUCUGGAAUUGAUUUCAUGACUUCUGACCAGGACCGAACAAUGAACGUAAUACUGCACAUGUGUAAUCUUAGUGCCAACGGUAUGUAUGGACUGCAUAUAUCUGUACCACAUAAUGUGACACUGUCACAAUGUUUAGUAGCAAGAAAUAAUGGUGGUGGUGUGUAUAUAGAUUCAAAACUUAAGGUCCGUUUCAAAGUUUUGUCGUCCAUCUUUACCCAAAAUAAGGAUUUUGGUGUAUCAGUUUACAGUUAUUCUGGCCGACGUUGGGCAGAUGUUACAAUCAGUAAUUCCAUGUUCACAAAACAUAAGAGGAAAUGGUCGAGAUUAUCUAACAAAGUAAUUGAUAUCGACCUAAGGUAUACUCGGCAUUUACGUAUCAGCUUACUAAGUAACAAUUUUACUGACAAUGAUAUAAGUGUUGUUAAAUUAACAUCAUCCAGUGACGACGAAAAAAGCUAUAUUGUUGUAGCUAAUAACACAGUUAACACAAAUCAAGGAACCGUGUUUCACAUAACUGCCUAUAAUAGGGCUGGAACAGUAAUUAUCACUAAUAACACAGUUAACAAAAAUCAAGGAACCGUGUUUCACAUCACUGGCAAUAGAAGAGAUGGAAGAGUUAUUAUCACUAACAACACGGUUGUCAACAACACACUGCCGUCUUCCUAUCCUCUUGUUGUUUUCCAAAAUGCAAGAAACGUAAACCUAUCAGUAAACAUUUUCAAAACUAACACUGCUCAGACACUGCUGAAAGUUAGUGGAGACACCAGCAAUUCCCCAAAUAUUUCCAUUGCCAAAAAUGUGUUCAGUGAUAACACUGUUAAUGAUGUCCUUCUAACGUCCGUCUAUGGUAUUGUUGUACAAAACAACUCCUUCAACAACCCGAAUGCCAAAUGUGAACUGAACACCCCUGUGUUCCACCGUCUGUUAUCUAUCAAUGCACGGUAUAACUACUGGGGUCAUGGCAGACUGGAACAAAUUGUGGAUCGAAUCUGUGGAUUUGACAGGAACAUGGACAAGUGUAUUGUUGACUACAUCCCCUUUUAUGAGUCUACACUACAACAGAGCCUGUCAUUCUCUGGCUUUCAAGAUCCCGUGUACGCUGGCGCCAGUGGAGGAGCAGUUCCUUCCAUGUCAACAAUGCAAGCUCAAAAGUCCCCGUUUGUGAUCAAACGUUCACUUUAUAUUGGCAUAGAUAAGCAUCUAAUGAUAGAGGAAGGGACAGAAUUGAUUUUUGAGAGAAACCGAGGAAUAUACGUUGAAGGUCAGCUCUUUGCUAAAGGCAGUACAGAAGAGAAAAUCAGAUUUAAAGCAGCAGUAAAUGAAACAUGGAAUGGUGUAGUCUUCCCAUUCAAGCCUAGUGUGGUAUCGAAGAAUAUUCGACUUGUGGGUGGCAACAGCUCCAAUGAGGGCAGAGUGGAGAUAUUUCACAACUUCACAUGGUACACAGUCUGUGACGACAACUUUGGUCGUGAUGAAGCGCAAAUAAUCUGCACUGAUUUAGGAUACAGCUCCAGAGUUUCAGAAGUGUUCAGUCGUGCACAAUUUGGAGAGGGCACUGGACCUAUUUUGUAUGAUGUUGGCUGCUCAUCACGUGAUAUAGUGCUAACAGAAUGUACAGCAUCUGGAUGGAGCACAGGUCGAUGUAAUCAUGGGGAAGAUGUUGGACUACGGUGUGGGAAAGUUCUUUUACAAGAUACCCUACGCAAUUCAUUAUUGGAAAAUGUUAUUGUGUCUGGAUCACGGAAAGGACUUGUAGUGAACACAAACACACUAAAUAUUUCUAACUGUUACAUUACCAACACUAAGGAAUCUGGAAUCACUCUGCUGACUAAAGUGCGGACAUUUAAUCUUAAUGGUACAGUUGUCACAUCGAGUUAUUUACAUGGAAUAACUGUCAAGGUCAACAGAUAUUUGAGCAUACAGAAUGGCACUGUUUCAAACAAUACAAAACAUGGAAUUUUUAUUUCUGGUGACGAAGGAGAAGUAUAUCUUACAGAGAUGACAGUCGAUGGAAAUAUAGAAUAUGGUAUUGGAGUUGAAACAAAUGGAGGAGAGCAGCAAAUGAUGACAAUCACCAAGUCUGAAUUCCUCAAUCACCAAAAUACUGCUUUACACAUGAAAAGCACAAACUCUUAUUAUAGUAAUACACAUAUCUUAAUUAAAGAUAAUAAGUAUACAAACAACACAGGACAAAGUAUUGCCAUCAACUUUGAUAAUAGUUACUAUACUUAUAGACCUCAAACUGUUUCAAUACUUUCCAACAGCUUCAUUCAGUCUGGAGCAGUAAACAUCAAAACUCGAUACAAUGCUUCUGUAGCCGUAAAGGAUAACUCUGUUAUGGACUGUAAUUGUGGCAGUGAUUGUUUCUUUACACUUGAUGUAUAUUCUGGAAGUUCUGUAAACACACCACACAACAUUACAAUCUCCACAAAUUCGUUCUCACGUGUUACAGGAAGAUGUGUUGUUUUGUUAAAAACAGACACCAAGAAAUGUCCUGGGUCGUUUCAGUACAACCAUAUCACUGCCUCUAAAGUGGUCGAAUCAACCAUACUAGUUAACAGCCCAUACAUUAAUAUGUCGUACAAUAUUCUGGAUAACCCAGCAGCUGAUUAUGAAGUUAAAGUCCUUGAAGAAGGAACUGGAGUAAUAAGAGCACAAAACAACUGGUGGGGAACAAAGGACACCGAGAGAGUGAAAACUCGUAUAUUUGACCACCAACAGGACCCACGACUGUUCACUGUUCAGUUUUCACCUAUUCUUACGGACCAGACGUUUGACUGUUCACAAGUGAAUAACUGUAGUGGCCAGGGUGAGUGCGUCCGACCGAAUGGCUGCAGAUGUCAGUCUGGCUGGGCAGGUCGAGAUUGUACUCUUUACGAUUGUUCUGAUUUAGGUAAUUGUCAAAGCAAUGGACAAUGUAUUGGACCAAAUCUGUGUGAGUGUUCCAGUGGAUGGACAGGCACGUCGUGUGUAACCGCUACGUGCUACGGCGUCUCCAACUGCAGUGGCCCUGACAGGGGACUCUGUAUUCUUCCUAACAAGUGUUUCUGCUUGUCUCAGUUCCGUGGACUCGAUUGUUCGGAAUGUGCUGAAUACCACUGGGGUCCAGACUGCUACCCAUGUCAAAUAUGUAAACAUGGAGUAUGUGAUGUCAAUACAGGAGUUUGUCGGUGUAAAUCCAAAAACUGGGCAGGAAAGCUGUGUGAUGAGUGUAAUGAAGCAUUCUAUGGUCCGGCUUGUCUGCCAUUCACAAACAUUCUGAAUAUUGUCCCAGACAGUGUGAGAGAUACAGGUGGUUCAUUGAUACAUGUGUGGGGUCACAACUUCCCUGAGACAGAUGGACAUAUAUUUUAUUGCAAGUUUGGUACUGAAGUCGAUAACGGAAGCUGGCUAUCCCACGAGCAUGUGACCUGUACAAGUCCUCAACACAAAGCAGGACAAGUCUUGUUAGAAGUGUCACCUGAUGGAAAGGAAUUUACCAGAAAUAAGACUGCUUUUAGUUUCUAUGCUGUUUGUCCUUCGGGAUCUUGUAAUCGUCAUACCACACCUCCACAAGGUCAAUGUUUAUUUGGAGGAUGUCUGUGCAACCUGCCUUGGAGUGGCCGUGACUGUGCAGUGAAGUUGCUGGCUCCUGUUGUACUACCUGUUGCUAACCAGCAGAUUUUGGAAGGUGAAGAGUAUAAUCUACAGUUGAAACUUAAACAGGGCAGCCUACCAGUACGAUGGACUCUGACGUCCCAUCCACUUGGUUUGUCUGUAGAUACAAGCUCAGGAUUGGUUCAGUGGGAGCGAGCUGUUGCUUCAGAAGACAGUCAUACUAUAAAGGUUGUUGCCAGUAACAGGAUUGGCAGCCAUGUGCUUACGUGGCAUGUGAUGGUUCCUCUGUCAUACAAUGCGACCAUUGAUGAAAUACUGCCAGGUCACAGUCUGUCAUUUCCAAGGGCAGUCACUAUUAAAGGUCAUGUGACCUUCCUGCAGUCGGCCUCACUUCUGCCCUUAGUUGAUGUCAAGAUUCGGAAUAAAGAGAAAACUACUAUGAUAUCGACAUACACAUCCCAUCAUGGUCUGCACCUAUUUGAGGCCACAUACAUUCCGAAGCCUGGUGAAAGUGGUAUUUUUGUUGUGGAUGCCCGUCACCCAUCCGAUGGAGGUUUUUCACAACAAGCUACAUGGUCAGUGAAAGGUAUGACUUGCAGUCCAAGCUAUGUCUUCAAGCAGGCCUAUUUGGAUACAGACACUGUAUCUUUUACUUCAAUAGCUAAACUCAUCAAUACAGGAGUGGACCUCUUGGAAAACAUCACUGCAAAGGUUGUAGGUAUAUCAGGACCUCUGAAGUAUUUUGUUGUCAGAAUUGGAUCACGCAGCACAGGCGAUGCUUCAAUUGUUCUCGUAAAUCAGUUGCAACCAGGAGCUGAUGUUAUAUUUGACAUUAUUCUUAAAGCCUCUAGACCUCUCCGGGGAACAAUUGGUAUUGAAUUCACCACUCCUACUGGAACAGUUGCACGGAUGCAUGUAAACAUCCAGCUAAAUAUCAGGAGGCCAGUCUUUGAACUAAGCCCAAAGUCACUAAAAGACAGCAUACCACGGGGACAUCAGAAAACGUUUGAAGUAAAUGUGACUAAUUUAGGUGAAGUAUCUGCAACAAAUGUUAAGGCAUUACUUCCCUCUGGUAGUCUGGUCAGCUUGGUCUCAUUUGGGAGAUCUACAGGAUCCACAACAACAAAGGGUGGACUCAGCCUGAAACCAGGAGAAUCUGCACUUCUGGUGAUUACUGCAACAGCCGAUUCUACCAUGGAGCUCGGAGAAACCAGUGGAACUAUUGCAAUUAAUUCGGACUUGGCAACAGCUUCUCUGAGAUAUCAUUUCUACAUAACAUCUCUCAACACACUGGACUUGAAGAUCCGAGUUGAAGAUGAGUACACGUAUUUUGCAUCUGACAAACCGCUAGUAUCUGGAGCGGAAAUAACCCUUCUCAAUCCUCGAAGGGGAAUCAAAAUGGUGUUGCAUACAACAAAUCAAACAGAUGAUGUUGUGUUCACUAACAUCACAGAGGACCAGUAUACACUGAGGGCCAAGGCACCUGGCCAUGCAUCAUACUCGGCCGUCAUUCUAGCCAAGAUGUCUCAGACUAAGAUGACCAUCUUCCUGCAGCGUAUAGCAGUCAAGUACACGUGGACAGUCACACCUACCACGUUUGAAGACAAAUACAUCAUAACUUUGGAUUCAACAUUUGAAACACGGGUACCAAUGCCAGUUGUUACAAUAGAACCAGUGGAGGUGAAUUUAAUUCCGUACGAGGAGGGCAAGAAAACUGUGAUGGAGUUUCUGUUGAGAAAUCACGGGCUAAUACGUGCUGAUAAUGUCCGCUUCCAACUGCCAGUCUCCCAUCCAUCGCUGAAAUUCACUCAGACAAUUGAAAUAAUUGGCAGCCUAGAAGCUAAUACCAGCCUAGUUGUGCCCAUUCGGGUGGAAGUGAAAACCCGUGAUAAACGCUUUGCAGCAAGAACUGUAUGUGGACUUAAAAUGCUGUAUGACUACUUCUGUGGCGGGACAAGGACUCAGAGUUCGGUUGUCACAUUACAUCGACAUUAUCCUGGCAGACCUCCAUUGCCCUGUGAAGGUGUUAAUUUUGAUGGUCGUAGUAGAGGUGAUCUUGGAACUUACCUUGGUGUGUCGCAGUCAGGAGGACGUUAUUCACCAGGAUCCUCAGCAUCGUCCACUAUGACCUAUAUCCCUGUGACACCUCUCUCAUGUAACUGUUCCAAGACACUUAUCAAGAGCUGUCUCCUUGCCUUCUACCCCAAAUACAUAGUAGCAUGUGGUUUGAGCAUCUUUGAUUUCGUAUUGGCGUCCAGCUUCAAAGAACGGGUAUUUUCAGCGAUUGAUACGGCUUUUGCAUGUGUGAUUGGUGUCCUCCAAACAGGAAUUGGCUUGGUAUACACAGCAGUCAGGUGUUUGUAUGAAAUUAAUAAAAACUGUUUGACGUCAAGCCGCCAUCGACGAGACGUUAGCUCUGAAAUUGUCAAUGAAGUCAUCAAGUCAUCACAAGCUUUGUACAACUACUUGAAUAUAAUUGACGAGAUAUUUGGAGACAAAAAGGUGUUUGAUCUUGAUGCCACUUGGUACAAUGGUUUCAAGUUGGCCAUAGCUGAUGACAGCGUUUCGGGAUCGCUGCUGUCCAAGAGUGAAGUGUCUUCCAUUACAAGUCCUUUUAAUGAGACCCAACGAGCAACACUGCACAAGUUCCUGAUCCGCUGGAACAACACGGUGGCUGCCUGGCAGAAUGGAUCACUGAUUAGACUGUCAUCUGAUGCUAACGUCAUUCCAUACAACAAGCUGAAUAGACCGUUUAAUCAGUAUAAACGGGACAGCAAGAAGGCCAAAGAUAGAGGAUAUGGAUCUAUAUUUGACUACUUUGACAAUACAGUACAAACUUAUAACAAUAAUGAGAGAAAAAAGAAGGGUGGUGAUGAUGGUGUCUGUGCCAAGGUGCGAGUGAGGAUUGUACAAGAACUUGUUCUUACGAGAGACGCUUUCAAUGCUCGUCUUGAAAUUGAGAAUGGUGAGGAUUCAGCCUUGGAAGACAUCAGAGUGACAAUCAAUAUCCAGGCAACGUAUGGAGAUGGAACUGCAGCUGACAACUUAUUUUCUAUAGGUUCCCCGAAGCUGUCUGGUCUGACUGGUGUUGAUGGAACCGGCUCACUGGGUAGGGGUGUCUCAGGGUCUUCAGAAUGGCUCAUCAUCCCAUACUCCACAGCUGCCGUCAAGGAUGACACACUGUAUGACGUCGGUGGACGACUGUCCUAUACUGUUGCUGGUUCAAAUUUCUCAGUUCCCCUUCUUCCAGAUACCAUAACAGUGAAACCAAACCCCAGUCUCAUAGUGCACUAUUUCCAUGACAAAUAUGUCCAAGGUGAUGAUCCAAUGACAAAGAACAUUACAGAGCCAGUUGUUCCAUUUUCUCUUGCUGUCAUGAUAUCCAAUGGCGCUUAUGGCACAGCACGUCAGUUAAAAAUUACAUCGGCCCAGCCAGAAAUUAUUGAAAAUGAAAAAGGAUUGCUGAUUUCUUUUAAAAUAAUUGGAGCACAGCUGGGGAACAAACCUGUUACUCCAUCCUUGUCGAUCAACUUUGGCGAUAUUGAUUCUUUUGAAACAAAAACAGCGAGGUGGCUGUUAACAUCCUCACUAAAAGGCAAGUUCUACAACUACUCUGCUACUUUCGAGAAUAUCAAUCCACUUGGAGACCCACAGCUCUCUGUUCUGGAGAAACUGGACUAUCACGAUCUCAUCCAUUUGGUCCGGAUCGAACAUCCAGAUGAUGAUCAGCUUGAUGAUUUCUUGGUCAAUGAUGUUGUCGACGAAGAUGAGUUGCCCGAUGCACUCUAUGACAGUUCAAAUGGGUUCUACUCGACUCAUGUAGUUGUCAGCCAGGUCGUGAAGUUUCAGUUUGUCAAAACAGAUACACACCAAUCCAGCACCUAUACAAUUGUAAACCUUUCAGUAUCAGUGUCUAGUGACGAUACAGAUGUUUAUGGGUACACACGAGUAGUUAACAACGUAACUCAACUCCCUUUGGUCCAGGUAAUCAGAUCAGAUGGAAAACAGAUACUGGUGGGAAAGAAUGCAUGGUUGACCUCUCAUUACCACGAUACGAAUUACCUUCAUGUCUUUGAUUUGUACAGAAAUGCAUCAGCACGUGCAUCGUAUCAAUUAAUUUUUGGACGAGGUAAACCAUACAUCUCCAUUUCAAAAAAUGUAACUGAUGUCACCUCUCGAACUCAUACUAAUGCUGAAACUAGUGUGACCUCUGCAAUUCAAACUGAUGGUGAAACUAGUGUGACCUCUGCAACUCAAACUGAUGGUGAAACUAGUGUGACCUCUGACACUCAAACUGAUGGUGAAAAUAUUGUGACCUCUCCAUCUAACUUGAGACCCAAUGACACCAGACCUGCACCAACAACACCACAUCUUACAGCAUCAGCCACAGCAAUAAAAGCGGUUGUGGUGUCUGUAGUUGCUAUAACCAUGUACUCGAUGUCAUUAAUAAUCAUACAUAAUUAAUUGAUCUCAUUCAGAACUUAAUUCUGAAUAUAUCGAUUCAUUAUUAGUGAUGUGUUUCUGUACCACAGAAGACGUCAUUAUUUUAUAAUGAAACAAAAUGUUGUGGGCUGGUAAAUGUAAACAUGUUAAUGCCAACAAGUCGACGAGUUUCAAAAUACUAAUGAUUUUGUCAUUCAUAUUACGAACGUUUGGAUCAAGUGGAUUUCAAAUCAUUGUUUUUAUUCUGUCUAGAACAUUUAAUUAUCCAGGUCAAGAAGUCCCACUCAAGAUUUCCUCAUUUGAUUGUAUAAUAGUUAAAUGCAAACUACUAAAUAUUUCAUUUUGCACACAAACUGUUAUAUAUUGGAAACCAGUUAACUUUUACUUAGAUUAUAACAUACAUUUCGCAUUCUGUUACUUGCAAAUUGUUGUUUCGAUAUUCGGCCUAUCUCCAACAGUGGCAGAACCCUAAGUUUUAUAAGACAACAACGUUUAAAAAUAUAACUUGUAUUGAUCAGGAAGGGCGUGCAACUUUUAAAAAGAGCAUCUUCAGUAUUUAAAAAUACAUCAACUUGCGUUCCCAAGAUCACCACUAGUUUCACACUAUAAAUAAAUAAAUCAGUUGUUUUCCUUUUUCUAUACACUCGAUAUUUCGGGGCACUUCGAAUUCAAGGGGUGCGCAACCCGUACCCCAGUAUCCGCACAUGGAUCCACACCUGCUAUGGUCUAUAUUUUAUAGAAUUGAUAUUGUUUGUUUAAUUGCGAAUUUUCUUUUGUGUUUGCAUGUUUAUUUUGUUAUUGUUGAUGUUUGUUUUCCUUUUUUGUGGGUCUCUCUCUCUCUCUCUCUCUCUCUCUCUCUCUCUCUCUCUCUCUCUCUCUCUCUCUCUCUCUCUCUCUCUCUCUCUCUCUCUCACUGUUGUGGUUGUUAUUAUAUAGCUUCUUGUUUUAACUAGAUUGUGGUUUUGGUUGAACGCCUGUAUAUGGCUUAGUACUACAUUUUAUAGUUUUCUAGAAUAUAAUUUGCUUUUGUUUUCUACUCUAUAGUUUAUUAUUUUCACCAGAUGUUUAAAAAAUAUUUACUGUGUUUUGGAGGGAGUAUUUGUGUGUGUGUGUGUGUGUGUGUGUGUGUGUGUGUAUGCGCGUGCGUGUGUGUGUGUCUGUGUGUGUUGGUUUUAUUACUUUUUAUAUUUUGUUUUUAUUUUGUUUACCUUUAAAUUUCGUUUAAUUUAAUUGAUAUUUUUGCUUUGGUACUCAGCUUAUUAUUUUAACCAGAUUAGAGUUUUGGUAUAUGGUGUAGUGCUAUUUUCAUUUCUAGGGAAUAUAUUUGUUAUUUUUGCUAUCUGUUAUAAUAUGUAAUUUCAAUCAGAUUAUGAUUUUGGUUGAAAACCUGUUUACAAUGUAGCUUUAUUUUAUUUUAUUUUUUUAUAGAAUACAUUUUGUAGUUUGAUAGUUUUUAUUCUGUUAAAGGCAUAUUGUCACAGAUCACUGACCUAUUUAAUGGUCUAACAAAGUAUUACCGGAACA
Messenger RNA from Gigantopelta aegis, 12183 nucleotides. RefSeq lists its product as uncharacterized. The record is from RefSeq and is a predicted model, not a curated record. Gene Ontology annotation, cellular component: membrane. The transcript has 27 exons. The coding region runs from base 169 to 10680 and encodes 3503 amino acids. NCBI's taxonomy places the organism in Eukaryota, Metazoa, Mollusca, Gastropoda, Neomphalida, Peltospiridae.